UAAUUCUCUUCAAAGUUGAUGUAUAAUGGGGUAUUUUAACGAAAUUAAAUCAUCAAUAAAUUUAUAAUAUUCUCUGAUAACUUAAUUAUGAGUCUAUUUUAGAAAUAUUAAUUAGAAAAUUAAAAGUUUUAUUAAGUGAGUGAAUAUGGAUAGCCAGUUGCUGUUGGAUCUUCUUAUUGUUGUGAUGUGUAGUUUAGUACUUAGAGGAGCAGAGCCACUGAGAAUAACGUCUGUUGAAAUUCCGAAAAUUGUGAGAGCAGGAACUGAUGAGCCAGUAAUUUUGGAUUGCAAAUAUGACAUGGAGUUAACGUCAAAUGUCGCCCUUGUUGUUAAGUGGUAUAUCAAACAGAACGAGCUUCUCUACCAAUGGAUUCAUGACAGAAGACAUCGGGGUUCAGAUGAAUACCGACAUUACAUUGAUGAGUCAUAUAAAGCAAGCAAUGAUUCAAAUACCAUGUACAGAGCAGUCAAAUUAGUUAAACCAAGUCAUGAACUUUCUGGAAAAGUUAAAUGUAGCAUAUCAGCACAAGAUGCUGAAGUGGAGGCUACUAGUGAUAUGCUCGUUUAUUCUCCUGCCAGUGUUUUUCGAUUGUUUCAUCCAAUAAUAAAUGAAAACUCUACACGAUUAACAACACGGUGUGUAGCAGAAGACCUUUAUCCACAACCUCUGAUAAUGCUUUAUCGUGAUAAUCAACCAAUAGAAAAUCAAAAACAAUUCUAUGAAAACAAGUCGGACGGUCGAUUUACUGCUGAAGUUGUGGCUAAUUUGUGGAUGAAUGAAAUCAAAUUACCAACCACAUUCCAGUGUGAAGUGUCGAUCAGAGAAGCAAAUUAUACUUUAGUUCGAGAAAUAGUUUAUAAUGGAACAUCUCAGUCCAAUGUUUCACUCUUGAUCUCUUUCAUCACUGGCUUCAUCAUAACCAAAGCAACAUCUGGCUGUUAAUAAGAAGAUUAUGUAUAUAUUCAAGAAAAAAAUAAUUAACAAUUGGACAAUGUUAUUACAUGAAUUUUUAUUGAUAAUUAUUAAGACUACACUAUUAUGUACCUUGUGAUAAUCAAUAGUCCUUUCUGAGGUAGGUAGUAUCUACCACAUCAUGAUACUUGUACAAAUACUCUACCAUCACUUAAUCAUUCAUCAAUCCGGCAAUAAAAUAUUUAGGAAAUUAUUCAUAUAUCUAGAAUAAAAUGAUUAUAAUAACAAUAUUUAUGUGCUGUAGUAUACUGAUGUAAGUGGCCUAUUUCAAUCAUCUAGAUUCAUGAUUGUUCAUAAACGAUUUAUUUCAGUACUUAAAUGAACUUUUUUUCUUUCCACAAUAAUCAUUAUUAUAUUUGAUCUAAAAUCAUUUCAAGAGAAUUAUCUCUUUGUCUAAUAGCUGGUAUCUGUCUAUAAUUAAAUGUAAAUUCAUUUAUAAUAACUUGCUAUUAUGGAAGUUUUGAUGCAAUUAUUUCUAUUUUAAAUGUUACAAUAAAUAUAAUACGAAGUAGUUAUUAUCUGACUCUUCUCUUUGCUUGUGUGUAUUAUUAUUAUUAUUAUUUAUAAAAAACAGGGUAAUAUGUAUGAAUUGAUGAUGAUAAAAAAAAUAGAUAAAAUAAUACUGAAAAGAGAUAAAUGUUCACGAGACUUGCACAAAAUAAAGUGUAGACGAGUGAGUGAAAGUUGUGAUAAAAUAGAGAAUUGAUAACUUUCUUUAAAAAAACCUUUAACUACAUAAAUAAUAAAUCUUUAAAGAAAUCUUUGCUAUCACAAUUCGUUAUUUAGGAGUAAAAAAGAAAUGUCGGAUUUUUUUUCUGUAUUUUUCACUACUCUAUGACUUUUAUCAAAAGUAUGUAAUUUUUUAUUUUUAUAGGAAAAUAUUUGUACUUGUUUAAUCAAUAUAUUUACUGGGUAAUAACAUCUUUGUUAUUAUACAUAAUAAAAAUACAAGAUUUUUUAUAUUGAAAAAAUAAUUAAUAUCAUAAGAAAAUGCAUUGUUUUAUUCUAAAAAAAAAUUAUUUGCUGCGAUACUGUGAUAAAAUUUGAUCAAAGUCAGUUAAGAAAUGGAAUUUUGGAUUAAUUUUUGCUUUUCAAUGUUAUUUGAAUGGUCUAAUUAAUUUUGUAGUAUCAAAAGAACAGAAUAUUCAUUAAACUUGACUGACUCGUAAAGCUUUCAAGAUUGAGUCAGUAUGGAAGUGAAGAAAAUACCACUUAAAACUCUUCAACAUCUACUCAAUUAUCUGUUCAUACAUUUGCGAAUUAACUGUAUAUUUCUAGCACAUAAAUAUCUGGAAGAAUGAAAAAUUCAUAGUUGUAUUAAAUAAAUAAUUGUUAUUAAAAAAAAUAUUAACUCGAUCAUAAUUGUAUCGUGUUCUGUAAUUGUUGUAAAAUAAUA
Messenger RNA from Chelonus insularis, 2369 nucleotides. RefSeq lists its product as uncharacterized. The transcript is spliced from 5 exons. Lineage: Eukaryota; Metazoa; Arthropoda; Insecta; Hymenoptera; Braconidae. The record is from RefSeq and is a predicted model, not a curated record. The coding region runs from base 146 to 943 and encodes 265 amino acids.